AUGCGCCUUCUCAAGUCUUCCGCAACAGGCAGUGGCUUCGAGCUAACAUCUUUCAAUGACGACCUCGUCCCUCCAUACGCCAUUCUCUCUCAUACCUGGACCGAAAACCAAGAAGUCACCUAUGAUGAGCUACUGAAGGGAACAGGCACCGACAAGGAUGGCUAUGCUAAGAUUCGAUUCUGCGGCGAGCGCGCUGCAGCCGACGGACUCGAGUAUUUCUGGGUCGAUACUUGUUGCAUCAACAAGGCUACGAGUGACGAGCUCAGUACAGCGAUCAACUCCAUGUUCCGCUGGUACCAGCGUGCAGCCAAGUGCUACGUACUACUCACAGACGUUUCUAUACCUGAAGAAGUCACCAGCACUGAGAUAUCCGGCAUAUUAUGGAAGCAAGCCUUUCAACGCAGCCGAUGGUUCACGCGAGGCUGGAAUUUGCAAGAGCUACUAGCGCCAGCCAGCGUCGAGUUCUUCUCUCGAGACGGCAAGUGGCUGGGCAACAAGAUGUCGCUAGAGCAAGAGAUACACAGAGUCACUAGUAUACCCGUCAAGGCGUUGAGAGGCCACAGCCUCGCCGAGUUUAGUAUUGAGGAGCGAAUGAGCUGGUCUGCACAACGCACGACUACGAUCAGGGAAGACAAAGUGUACUGUUUGCUCGGCAUCUUUGGAGUGUUUCUGCCGCUCAUUUAUGGAGAGGGAGAGGGGUAUGCCGCUUUGCGUCUCGAAGAGGAGAUACAAAAACGCCAACAAGGGAGCAAGAAGGCGGAUUUGCAAAACUCCUCCGCCGUAUUGUCAAUACCUUUUCCACGAAAUGAGCGCUUCGCCGGACGAGAGAUUCAGCUUCAGUCAAUGAAACAAGUUCUACUUUCGCCUGGCGCCCAUCAAUGGCUGACGAUAUAUGGACUCGGGGGCUGUGGGAAAUCAGCGCUUGCUCUCGAGUUUGCGUAUCGCGCAUUUGCGGAUCAAGCUAGACGCCUAGUUUUCUGGGUACCAACUAUGAGUCAGGAGAGUUUUGAGCUUGCCUAUCGAGACAUUGGAGCCAAGCUUCGCAUACCAGGAAUCAAUGAUGCUAACGCAGAUGUAAAGCAACUUGUCAGGGAUGCACUGAGUUCCGGAAACUUGGGUAGUUGGCUAAUGAUAAUUGACAACGCGGAUGACUCGGAAGUCUUGUUAGGAGUCAGUAACAAGACAAUCAAGCUGGAUCGAUUGAUUGACUAUGUUCCUCGCAGUACGGGUGGAUCCGUGCUCUUCACUACUCGCAGUAGAAAGGCAGCAACAGACCUGACCCCAAAUAAUGUCCUCAAGUUGAAUGAAGUGGACAAGUCUGAAGCUCGGCAGCUAUUUGUUCACCGAAUAAAUAAUCAAGCAUCGCUGAAUGAUGAGACAGCUGCUGAUGCCCUUUUGGAGACACUUACAGGCCUGCCGCUGGCUAUUGUACAGGCUGCUGCUUUCAUCAACCAGAACGAAAUAUCAGUUUCUGAAUACGCAUCACUGCUCCAGGAUGCUGGCACCAAGGCCGAGCUCUUUAGCGAGCACUUCGAAGACCUUGGUAGAUACCGAGACAUGGACAGUACCGUCGCGAAGACGUGGUAUAUCUCUUUUGAGCAAAUCCAGAGGCAAGACCCUCUUGCAGCGGAGUACCUUUCGUUUAUAGGAUGCAUUGAUCGUAUUGGUAUUCCUCAGUCACUAUUGCCACCGGAAAGAUUCGCUGUACAACAGACAAAGGCAAUUGGAACACUGACUGGAUAUGCAUUCAUUACAGAGAGAAGACAAGCCGUACCAGGAUCCAGCACCGAGAGACUUUUUGAUAUGCAUCGACUAGUACAUAUGGCGUUGAUAUGGUGGCUCGAGGGACAUGGCAAGCGGGAGGAGUGGGCAGGCAUAGCAGUAGCCCGAGCUGAGAAAUUGCUGCCAUAUGGUGAUUACAGAAGCUCCCAAAUAUGGAGCGUGUAUAUUCCGCAUGCAAUGUACUUGGCUGGGCUCGUUGGCCUCGUAGAUGACUUAACGAGAGCUUCACUGUUAACACGAGUCGGCCAGUGUCAAGCAGCUUUGGGGCUAUAUGAACUAUCAGCGACGACACAACGAAUAGCAUUAUCAUUGAGAAAUAAAGCGCUAGGGCCUGAGCAUCUAGACACCUUGCAAACUAUGGGCUGCUUGGCGUUUGCCCUGGAUGGUCAAGGGAGAUGCGAAGAGGCCGAGAUAUUACAUAAACAAAGGUUGGAGAUUACUGAAAAGCUGUUCGGGCCUGAACAUCCAGUCACACUACAAAGCACGCUCAAUUUAGCCAUGAUGCUGUUUUCCAAGAAACAAUACACAGAGGCCGAAGCAAUGUGCCAGAAAGUACUCGAUAUAAGGAAAAAGGUAUCAGGUCCUACCCACCCUUCUACCCUGAACUGCAUGAACAGCCUAGCAUUAGUCCUUACAUGCCGAGGCAAAUACACUGAGGCCGAAGUGAUGUGCCGGCAGACACUUAAGCAUCAAGAAAAUCUGCUAGGACCCGAGCAUCCAAACACGCUACGUACUAUACACAACCUAGCCCUUACAUUGUAUAGACAAGAAAAACACACUGAGGCAGAAGGAAUGUACCGGCAGGCGCUUAAGGGGCGAGGGAAAGUACUGGGACCUGAGCAUGUCGAUACGCUAAGCACUCUGUACGACAUUUCGCUUUGUCUUGAGGAACAGAAGCGCGUGGCGGAGGCUUUACCCAUGUUAUACAGGUCAUUGACUGGGUUUACUGCUGUACUGGGGGAAGCCCAUCCAUUUACCGUGUCGUGUCGUAUGGGUUACAACCAUCUCCUUGAGUUACAGGAGAAGGACGAUUGA
This is a messenger RNA of Bipolaris oryzae ATCC 44560, 2817 nucleotides long. RefSeq lists its product as uncharacterized. Bases 1 to 2817 code for a protein of 938 amino acids. Gene Ontology annotation, molecular function: protein binding; ADP binding. Lineage: Eukaryota; Fungi; Ascomycota; Dothideomycetes; Pleosporales; Pleosporaceae. The record is from RefSeq and is a predicted model, not a curated record. The transcript has 3 exons.